GUGAUAGAGGUGUUUCACUCUUCUUUCUCUACCAAGUACCAACGGUCUUUCAUUUUUUAUAUUUUUUUGGAAGAUCUUCCCACACAAAAUCAUGAAUCGUGACAUAUAUUUCGUUGACAAUUGAUGUAGUAGUUGUGCCCAAACGCCGCCUAGUAAUGCCUCGCACUUCCUAUUUAUACCAUUCAUUUCUUCCUUUCUGUUAACCAUCAACCAAAGAGAGCGAGGUAACCAAGGGAACCAAGGAACCAGGGAACCAAGGAACCAAGAAACCAGAGACAAUGAGCGGUGUUGGGAAGACGGUGUGCGUCACAGGCGCUUCUGGGUACAUCGCUUCAUGGCUUGUGAAGCUUCUGCUCGCCAAAGGAUACACUGUCAAAGCUUCUGUUCGCGACCCAAAUGAUCCAAAGAAGACUGAACACUUACUUUCUCUUGAUGGGGCCAAGGAAAGACUUCAUAUAUUCAAAGCAAACUUAUUGGAAGAAGGAUCAUUUGAUUCUCCAGUGGAUGGAUGUGAAGGUGUUUUCCAUACAGCAUCUCCAUUUUACCAUGCAGUCACUGACCCACAGGCUGAAUUAAUUGAUCCUGCAUUAAAGGGGACUCUAAAUGUUCUUCGAUCCUGUGCAAAAGCUUCAUCUGUUAAAAGAGUGGUUGUAACAUCCUCUGUAGCUGCAGUUUCAUACAAUCGAAAACCUCGUACUCCAGAUGUGGUAGUUGAUGACACUUGGUUUUCAGAUCCAGAGCUUUGCAAAGAGAUGAAGAUGUGGUAUGUACUUUCAAAGACCUUGGCUGAGGAGGCUGCCUGGAAAUUUGUAAAAGAGAAGGGGAUAGACAUGGUUACAAUAAAUCCGGCCAUGGUGAUUGGUCCUCUUUUACAGCCAACACUAAAUACAAGUGCUGAAGGAAUUCUGAACUUAAUAAAUGGAGCACAAACAUUUCCCAAUGCAACAUUUGGAUGGGUUAAUGUUAAAGAUGUUGCAAAUGCGCAUAUUCUGGCAUAUGAGGUUCCUUCAGCCAGUGGAAGAUAUGUUUUAGUUGAGAGAGUCGCUCAUUUUUCACAGGUUGUGAAAGCUUUGCAUGAACUUUAUCCAACAUUGCACCUUCCAGAAAAGUGUGCUGAUGACAAGCCUUAUGUGCCAACCUACCAAGUUUCCAAGGAGAAAGCAAAUGGCUUGGGGAUAAAUUUUAUCCCUCUGGAGGAGAGCCUGAAGGAAACCGUCGAAAGCUUGAAGGAAAAAGGCUUUUUUAGUUCCUGAAGGCUUGUUCAAUAGAAGUCAUGCGAAUAAGACAGUGUGGACUUGACAAAAUCAAGUUGCUUUAUGAUUCAUCUUCGAGUGUUUACGGUAUCUGAAUCACUAUAUUGUUUGAAAGACUACUAAAAAUAUUCAGUGUCUUCUAUGUUCAGUUUUUGACUUUUCAUAGUUAAAUAUAAAGUUUCAGAACAUGUGGAUCCGGUA
Messenger RNA from Macadamia integrifolia, 1454 nucleotides. Its product is annotated as phenylacetaldehyde reductase-like. Bases 279 to 1253 code for a protein of 324 amino acids. The transcript is spliced from 7 exons. The record is from RefSeq and is a predicted model, not a curated record. Gene Ontology annotation, molecular function: oxidoreductase activity, acting on the CH-OH group of donors, NAD or NADP as acceptor. Lineage: Eukaryota; Viridiplantae; Streptophyta; Magnoliopsida; Proteales; Proteaceae.